AGAUCCUGUAAGUGAGGGAAGGAGGGAGAGAGAAACAGAGGGAAGAGAGACUGACCUUUUACCCGAGCCGCGUCCACCUGUGAAUGACUCCCUGAGAAACUUUUAAAAAAGACUCCGAAGUUUUUUUACCGGAUUAUAAAAGCAGGAUUUCUCUGUCAACUCAAGGUUUAUCAUGAAGCUCUUCCUGUUGUCUAUGGUUUUGCUGGUCUUGGUGGUGGAAGACAGCAUUGCAGACAGAACCCUGUCCAGAAGAACCAAAAGAGAGCUUGCAAGUCCGCUCCAUGUUGGUGGCAUUAGGGACCCAUUAGGCUCGUACUGCCAGAGGAGAGGAGGCUGCUGUCCAGGCAGAGACGACCUGUGCACGGUCCCUUACUUGGACACGAUCUGCUACUGUGACCUGUUCUGCAACCGCACCGUGUCUGAUUGCUGUCCUGACUUCUGGGGUCACUGUUUGGGUGUACAGCCACCUUUUAUUGGCACCUGCGAAAGAAACGGAAACAAGUUCUUUACAGGGCAAACAUACAAAGAGAACUGCAAUUUAUGCACAUGUGGGACCACAGGACGCUGGGAGUGUGAGCAGAAUGCCUGUCUGAUGGAGCCUGACAUGGUUCAUGCCGUCAACAGAGGAAAUUAUGGGUGGAAGGCAGCAAACUACAGCCAGCUGUAUGGCAUGACGCUGGAUGAGGGCAUCAGAUUCCGGCUGGGCACGCAGAGACCCUCCAGAACGAUUAUGAACAUGAAUGAGAUUCAGAUGAACAUGGAUCCUCAGAGCGACCGUCUGCCACUCUAUUUCAACUCAGCUGAGAAGUGGCCAGGAAAGAUUCAUGAACCUUUAGACCAGGGGAACUGUGCCGCGUCCUGGGCUUUCUCAACUGCAGCUGUUGCUUCAGACAGAAUAUCCAUCCAGUCAAUGGGUCACAUGACUCCCCAGCUUUCCCCCCAAAACCUUAUAUCCUGUGACAUCCGCAACCAGGGAGGCUGUGCAGGAGGACGCAUUGAUGGAGCCUGGUGGUACCUUCGACGUAGGGGAGUGGUGACUGAAGAGUGUUAUCCGUACAGCCCUCCACAGCAAACACCGGCUGAGGUGGGCCGCUGCAUGAUGCAGAGUCGUUCCGUCGGCCGGGGGAAGAGGCAGGCCACGCAGCGCUGCCCCAACACACACAACUACCAGAACGACAUCUACCAGUCCACACCACCCUACAGGCUCUCAUCUAGUGAUAAGGAGAUCAUGAAGGAGAUCAUGGAUAAUGGUCCUGUGCAAGCUAUUAUGGAGGUCCAUGAGGAUUUCUUUGUCUAUAAGAGUGGGAUCUACAAACAUACUGACGUCAGCUUUACCAAACCACCACAAUACCGCAAGCAUGGAACUCACUCUGUCAGGAUCAUUGGGUGGGGAGAGGAGAGAAACUACGAUGGGACAUUGAAAAAAUAUUGGAUUGCUGCCAACUCCUGGGGGAAGAACUGGGGAGAGAACGGCUACUUCCGCAUCGCUCGCGGGGACAACGAGUGUGAGAUUGAAGCGUUUGUGAUCGGUGUGUGGGGCAGGAUCACUAUGGAGGACAUGCACAACCAUCAUCACCAUCAUCGUCGCCGAAACAUUUAGAGGCAAAACAAAUAUAUACCAAAAACAAAAACCCAGAGGCCUUUGUUUUUAAUCCAGAUGAGUCUCAGAACCUCAGCACAUCUGCUAACCCAUCAGGCUGGCUGGGAUAACUGCAAGUCCCUGAACUCUUACUCCUCUUAUGCCUUACUUCUCUCUGUGGAUCAUUAAAUAAUUUCACUCUUCCAUCUUUACCUCUUUAAGGACAACUCUCCCCAAACUCCCUGUAACUCAAAGUUUAUUGCACCAAAAACAAAGAAAAAGAGAACUGAGCUAAAGCUCUGCAAUGCUGCCUUACAACUAGGCACCUCAGGUACCUAUGGAAUCCAAAGACAACACCUCCCAGAAUCCUCAGCGUGAUAUCUAGUUGUGUGAUGAGAGAAGCAGAAGCUCAAUCUGAUCUUUUCAUGGUCCUUUUGAAAACCUUUAGUCUUUUCCAGCUCUAAAGCUAUAAUCCAGACGGACCAAACUUCAGAGGAAGGGCUUGACAAAAGGAAAUCUGAGAGCCAGAUUAUCAGACAUCAGACCUUUUAAAGAGAGACGCACCCAGCCGAAGUGGGUAACAUGAUCAUAUAUAAUACAUGACCUUAGAGACAUUUACCUGUCAAGUGUAGAGAGGCACAGAGGCACAACCAGGGUCAUUCCCCUCAGUUUUCGAGAGGACACUUAUUUAGAGUCAGGAGGUAGAGUUUCUCACACAUUCCAGUAAAACACAAAAUCUGACUCUGCAGACAGUGGGAGGUUUGAUGUAGAGUAUAAGAUCACAAAACAUGGGAUUUUUAGGAGGAUUUAUGGUGCCACCUACCAUGAUCAGCAAACAAAAUAACUCCCACAACGUCAUCAUUGAAUAUUUUAAGCACAUUUAAUAAUGAAAGGCUAAAUCUUUGCCUUUUGCAUGAGUUUAGAUGAACAGCAUUAGUAGAAAUAAUUAAUAUUUGUCAUUGAGACAUGGCUAAAGGAAAUGUGAAAAUGUCCAGUCAUGCUAGAGUCGAAAGUCACCUUGAACAAUAAUGAACUUAUGAAUAAAAGCCAUGCUUUCAAUCUUGACUCCACCUUCUCAUAAGCAAAACAACGCUGAUGCAUUGAGAGGAUGUAAAAACGGCAGUGGUAUAGAGAAUCAAUUCUGCAAAAGAACUGUGCUAUCAUCUUAAAAUGCUCGGUGGUGUUUACUCUGUUACAGUUUGAGCGAAAUAUCUUAUUUUUUGUUGCAGUUAUUUUUUAUUUGAAAUGUUUUAAGACGUACUGUAUUUAAUAACUCUUAACACACUCAUCACUCGGCUGCUUCUGCUUGUGCUUCUUGUGCUUGUAACUGUUUUAACUGUUUGUGGAGGAUGGUUGGAGGGAAGUGGGGUGACCUGGGGAGGGAGGGGUGGGCGGUUUGGAGGCUGGGGAUGGGGGGGUCCAUACUGCUGCUAUAAAGUCUGUGCUACAGUAUUUGACUGCAGAGUCUUUAGUGUGUUUCAUUCUUAUGUAAUAAACAUGUAUAGACACAUGUGACUAACACUGAAAGUCACACAGGUCACAGAUAUAAGCUGUGUUUCUUUUUGUCGUCAUAUUUUAUACAUCAUUUUUACCACUUUCUGCUUGCUCACUCAACAUGCUGACCUACCACACUGCUCUCUGAGGUCUUUAUUUCAGCUGGUCAUAGACUGUUUGAGGGAUUUUCUCAUUUGUUUUUGGAGUGCAGUCUCACUUGAAGAGGAAAGCAUAGUGUACUCUAACCACUUACCUUGAACUACAUCCCGUUGAGCUUCAGCUGUAACUUCAAACGGCUUUUCCUCGUAUAUAUCAUGUCUCGUGAUCUCUUAGCAAAUGAGAAAUGUCUGGAUGGACAGGCAAUGUGCAAUGUGGCGGAGCAAUUAUUGCAUGUUUCUCAUGAAAUUAACUGAAUCUUUGUUUUCUUAAGAGGAGUCGAUUAGCGCGAGAUGCUCAACAGGGUUCACUGUAAAUGACAAAAAGAACAGUGCGAAAUCUUCUGUUCUUCCUAUUUCAACAGAAAGAAGAACAUUUGAACAUAUAGUCAUUUCAGUUGCUGGAUUGGAUUACGUUACUCUUCUCACAAAAGUGCCAAGAUUUUCUCGUUAUAUUUAAUGACCUCCUGCCUCAAGAGAAGCAUCGAUGUGAAAGGAUCAGACAGACUACAGAAAGUAUGAUGAGGUGUGUUAAAGCGGUCUGGGGAAAGCAGACUUUUUCAUGGAGAGGAAAGAGUUAGAACUUGACCAAAGCUUGACUCCUGUAGUGUCCACUGAGUAGAGAGAUCCUGUUGCAAAUGUCCAUUUUGUUGCCUUCUGUUGAAUUAAUAGUAGUUCAGGUGCAUUAACAGCUUUAAUCUGAAUGCUUAAUAUGAUUAUGAAUAUAAUGAAAAGCUCUGGUGCCUUACUAUUUUCAAGGAAAUAUUUCCAGAGCAACACAUGUACCAUUGUCUGAGCAUGUUAGCAUUUUAAAAUAUUUUUUAAAUAAAUGUCGGGAUGUUAAAAUAACUUUUAGAGCAAUACUCUUCUCAAACUACUCCACCACUUCUCGUAAAUCUCCCCGGCUGAGUUGCAGCAAACUUCCCUUCAGAAGUUGUGUAUUUUGUGUAAAAUGAACCACUCCAUAUUCACUGAUGUGUAGACUUUAUUUAUGACAAGCUCUGUAAAUUAUAUUCUUUUAUUCUUCUGUGUUUAAAUGUGUUAUUCUCUCUCUGUCUCGUAUUGUGUGCACUAAAUGCUAAACCACAUUAGUGUUCACUUAUGUUGCACAAUAAAGUCUUUCCAAAAACGA
Notolabrus celidotus (New Zealand spotty) is the source of this 4360-nucleotide messenger RNA. RefSeq names its product tubulointerstitial nephritis antigen-like 1 (gene tinagl1). The coding region runs from base 173 to 1600 and encodes 475 amino acids. Gene Ontology annotation, biological process: proteolysis. Gene Ontology annotation, cellular component: lysosome. The transcript has 12 exons. Gene Ontology annotation, molecular function: peptidase inhibitor activity; cysteine-type peptidase activity. Lineage: Eukaryota; Metazoa; Chordata; Actinopteri; Labriformes; Labridae. The record is from RefSeq and is a predicted model, not a curated record.